CCACACUUUUCGGUUCUCUCACUCACAUUUGCGUGACAGAAGUUGUAUUACUUUUGCAUUGUAAACUUGAAUUAAAUUUUAAUUAACUGCUUAAAUCACGUUUUAUUAAAUAUUAUUAGACUAUUGUCAAUACGGAAUCCAUUUUCUGGUAUUAUUUCAAAAGAGAGCAUUUUGCUGAUGUGAUAUUAUAGAAAUGUCAUCAUAUAUGGCAGGUGUUUUUGAUUUGGAUUUAGAUGUGGAUCCUGAUACUGUAAACGUUGGAGAUUCAGACGAGGACGAUAUUAUUGAAGUCGACGAGGUCGAUUACGAGCCCGAAUUGCACGUGAAUAGCAUUGUUGAACAAGAAGGUUCUGAGACAAUCCAACUAUCUGAAGACAAUGUUAACCCAGGACAAUGCAAACGACUCGGUCCUCAAGAUUUCGAACUGCGCAAGGUUUUGGGAAAGGGUGGAUAUGGCAAGGUGUUUCAAGUGCGGAAAAUAACAGGAACUGAUGCUGGUGCACAUUUUGCUAUGAAAGUGCUCAAAAAAGCUUCCAUAGUUCGAAAUCAAAAAGACACUGCACACACAAAAGCUGAGAGGAAUAUUUUAGAAGCUGUAAAGCACCCAUUUAUAGUGGAAUUGGUAUAUGCUUUCCAAACAGGUGGUAAACUAUACUUAAUUUUAGAAUACUUAAGUGGUGGCGAGCUAUUUAUGCAUCUUGAGAGAGAAGGUAUUUUCCUAGAGGACACAGCUUGCUUUUAUUUAUCAGAAAUUAUAUUGGCACUGGAACAUUUACAUAGUUUAGGCAUAAUAUAUCGUGAUUUGAAACCAGAAAAUGUCCUAUUGGACGCCCAAGGCCAUGUAAAACUUACAGAUUUUGGAUUAUGUAAAGAACAUAUUCAGGAAGGUAUUGUCACACACACGUUCUGUGGUACCAUUGAAUAUAUGGCACCAGAGAUUCUGACACGGAGUGGUCAUGGAAAAGCCGUAGACUGGUGGAGUCUGGGAGCACUGAUGUAUGACAUGCUCAUUGGACAGCCUCCAUUCACCGGCGACAAUCGUACAAAGACUAUAGAGAAAAUUUUAAAGGGUAAACUAAUGCUGCCAGCCUACCUCACACAAGACGCUCGCGAGCUCAUCCGCCGCCUCAUGAAGCGAUCAGAGACCCAGCGUCUCGGCGCCGCGGGUGCUCAGGCCGUACGCGGCCACGCGUUCUUCAAACAUGUCAACUGGGAGGACGUGGUCUCUCGCAGACUGGAACCUCCUAUUAAACCGAGACUGACUGGUGAAGACGACGUUUCCCAAUUCGACACCCGCUUCACACUACAGACGCCUAUCGAUUCGCCAGAAGAGUCGACACUUAGCGAAAGUGCCAACCUCAUGUUCCAGGGCUUCACAUACGUGGCGCCAUCAGUGAUGGACGAGAUCCACAAGCCGCGCGUGAUCACGGCGCGCUCGCCGCGCCGCCCGCGCCCGCACCACCACGCCGCGUUCGCCGUGCCGCUCGCCUCCACCGCGCACCAGCACCAGCACCAGCAGGAGGACCUCAUGGAUGUACAAGGUCUACCUAUAUACAAGUGAUGAGAUUGGCCUGCAAGAGGAGAAUCUUCGGAAUCCCAGAUUGUAGCACUGUUAGGUACAAUUCACGUUGAUAUUUCAAAUAAGUAUGCAGGUGCAAGUCUGAUAUCAACUGUCUGCGCUGGUUGAUCGAUAAGUAUGUAGGGUAGGUAAUUGCACUAGUUUUCGUCCGGCUCUAUUUUUCGUCCACUUAACGAAAUUUGAAUAUAAACCUUCAUUGCUCCACAAAUUUGGACUUAUUGCAAUCCUUAUUAGUAACUAAACAAUUUUACUACCUACAUAAAAAUUAUAUUUCGCAAGUAGUAAAUUAAAAAUGAAAUGUAUUAUUUGCUAAUCCGUCAAGUGGACGGAAACUGACACUGAACGGUAAACUGACGCAAUUACCCUAUCAGUGCUCUCUGACUGAGCGGCUAGCGUUGCGCAGUGCUAGCACUAAUGCUCAGCACGAGAGGAUAAUUAGGAAUAAGUAAAAAGUGUCCUCCCACAGGGCCACGGCGGCAGCAAGAAAGCAAGGUUACUCGAUUACCGCCCAUGUUACACUUAAGAUCGGUUUUCCUAGGAUAGCGGUGCCGUCAUAUAGCGGCCGUCUCCAUACAAAUACUGUGACAUCCAUAUUUAGCCGUAUUAUUUAGUAUGGAGACGGCCGCGAUAUGACGGCACCGCUAUCCUAGGAAACCAGAGCAUUACAGAUUUAAAAAUAUUAUUUGUAUUUUCUUAAUAUUAAAGGGCACAUUGCCUGGUUCCUUAUAAUAUACUACAUAUUUAAUUUUAUAAAAAUAUUUAUGAGGGCAGAUUAUUAAGGAUUAAUAUUUAACAGUAUCUUGAUAUGCAUAAUAACUAUUGUGGUAAAUGUGUGAUUAAAUAUCAUUUAAUAUGUAUGCGUGUACUAAUCGAGGGCUUUUGUUUGCAGGCCUAGAAUAAUUCACAUUAGUUGACCAUUUAUACUAAGGAUGAUGAAUUAUACUACAAAGAUGCCCAUGUAAUACUGUCGGUGAAAAUAAUGGUACUGUUUUAUACUAUUAUUAAUGGACAUUUUAUACAAGUUACCGUUUAGUCUAAUAUUUGGGUAGAAUAAUCACGUAUAUUAAAAUGUUCUAACUCCGACUAUAUGACAAAAAUAAUAAUUUACAAUAUAACUUGUUACCAUGCUUCAUGAAUUGAAAUAAAGGUCAUUUUUUAUUUUGUAA
Cydia splendana is the source of this 2745-nucleotide messenger RNA. RefSeq names its product ribosomal protein S6 kinase beta-1 (gene S6k). The record is from RefSeq and is a predicted model, not a curated record. The transcript has 10 exons. The coding region runs from base 194 to 1561 and encodes 455 amino acids. Lineage: Eukaryota; Metazoa; Arthropoda; Insecta; Lepidoptera; Tortricidae. Gene Ontology annotation, molecular function: protein serine/threonine kinase activity; ATP binding. Gene Ontology annotation, biological process: signal transduction; peptidyl-serine phosphorylation.